AUGGCAGCGACAGGCAUUACGACGUCCGAGAAACCACCUCGUCUGGGACCCUACAAGCCGACUGUCAUCCUCCAUGGCGGAGCAGGUGCUAUUACUCGCGACAGUCUUCCUCCCGAACUAUGGUCGAAGUAUCAUGCAUCUCUGCUGAAUUAUCUAACUUCGGCACGCAAAUUGCUUGAUUCCGGAGGUUCCGCGCUCGACGCGGCAUGUUAUGCCGUGACUCAAUUCGAGGAUGACCCGUUGUUCAAUUGUGGCCGAGGGUCCGUCUUCACGGAGCAAGGCACAAUUGAAAUGGAGGCAAGUGUAAUGGUUUGCUCUAUAGAGCCUGCAGGACCUCCGGUUGGUGCCAUCAAGCGAGCCGCCGCCGUGAGUCUGAUACGCAACACGCGGCAUCCGAUUCUGCUGGCCAAGGAGGUAUUGACCGCAGCUGAUGAUGAUGGCGGCUUCGGCGGAACCAGCUCGAUGCAUUCCCACCUGAGUGGAAGCCAGGUCGAGGAGUGGGGAUGGAAUGAAAAGGGUCUGGAGAAGAAACCUGACCGCUGGUUCUGGACCAAGAAACGCUGGGAGGAGCAUAGGAGAGGUUUGCAGAAGUCGAACGCUUACACGUUUGAAGAUCUGCUCGCUUCACAGGGCCCUGACUCUGACUCUUCGCCUCUGAGCCCGGAGGAGAAGAUGCUCGAGAGUACAGGCUUUUCUGAUAUUCCAAGUCAAGGUACGGUUGGAGCCGUCUGCCUUGAUUCAUGGGGCAAUCUUGCUGUUGCGACUUCGACUGGCGGUCUUACGAACAAGAAAGCCGGACGGAUCGGGGACACGCCCACUAUAGGAGCGGGCUUCUGGGCCGAAUCAUGGCAAGAAGCUGUUUCACUCUCAGUUGAGAGUGGUCGCUAUGAUGCGAUGCGCAUGCGGCCACACAGUCUUGCUCUUGACCACCUCUGGCGACUGGGCAGCUGGUUUGCACCGUGUCUGAAUGGCUCCGGCUCCGACGUAGAAGACUCACGUUGGAACGAUGCUCCUCCAGCAUAUACCGCUAUUCCUACCCGUACUCCUACUCGAGCCACGUCGUCUCAGGCCUAUUACUCUCCUUUAUGUCCUAACAUGCCAGUGCCUUCUAGAGGCCAGACCCUCCGUCGAGCAGUCGCCAUGUCCGGCACCGGGAACGGCGACUCCUUUCUCCGCACCGAUGCAGUGCGCACAGCAGCGGCCAUGGCGCGAUUUUCGGCCUCGACGUCUCUUGCAGAUGCGGUCACUGCCGUUGCCGGCCCCGGUGGCUUGUUGCAGUCAUCCGCUGGCAACCGUUGGGGCCGGACAGCUGAAGGUCUGGGCGGAAUCAUUGGAGUCGAGCUCAUCGAGAGCGCGGACACUGCAAACCCAGGUAUUUUGUACGGCCACACGAAAGGAAGCGGCCACACAUCGGGUCGGGCUGUGUUCGACUUCAACUGUGGUGGCUUGUUUAGAGCUUAUUACGAGAUAGACGAAGAAGGACAGAAAGAGAAGCCUGUGGCCAUGGUCUUUAGAGAUGAAUACUAA
Molecule: messenger RNA, 1527 nt
Organism: Exophiala dermatitidis NIH/UT8656
Lineage: Eukaryota; Fungi; Ascomycota; Eurotiomycetes; Chaetothyriales; Herpotrichiellaceae
Product: L-asparaginase
Exons: 1
Coding region: 1-1527 (508 amino acids)
Molecular function (GO): hydrolase activity
Source: RefSeq, a predicted model, not a curated record